GGCGGGCGUCCGGGGCCGGGGGUGGAGCUGGGGGCUCGGGGGUGUACCCGGGGGCGGGAGACUGCACCCGGACGUCUCUAAAUUGGCUGGAGGGGCCCGUCGGCGGCGAAGUUGCUAGCUGGGGGCAGAGACGGCCACGCGGUUGCAGGAAUUGGCCAACGGCUCGUUUCAACCCUGCCUCGUUGGUGGCCACUGGAGAAGCGCGGGGGGCUCCCCAGACAGCCGUGGGGACAAGUUAGAGCCAGCACUUUACCCCGGGCCUCGCGUGUAGCUUCCCCUCCCCUGCUCUAGCUGCCCGUGUCUGGAGGGGGUGCGGGAGCGGGGGUGUGCCCUCCGUACAUGUCCCACGACUCGGGCAACCCUCUGAGCUUCUGUUCCAUCUCGCUCUUGCUUCCUGCACGGUGGUCGAGGGGAACCACUUGGCAUCAUGUCCCGGUAUAGCUACGAAAGUCUCCUGGACUGGCUCUAUGGGGGCGUGGACCCCAGCUUUGCAGGCAAUGGGGGCCCCGACUGUGCUGCCUUCCUCUCUUGGCAGCAGCGGCUGCUGGAAAGUGUGGUGGUCCUGACCCUGGCCCUGUUGGAGAUCCUGGUGGCCCUGCGGCACAUCCUGAGGCAGACGAAGGAGGACGGUAGGGGUGGCCGUGGCUGCCGGCCAGAGCAGGUGACCCAGCGGCCAGAGGAAGGCAAGGAGAGCCUGAGCAAGAAUCUGCUCUUAGUAGCCCUGUGCCUGACCUUCGGGGUGGAGGUGGGCUUUAAGUUCGCCACCAAGACCGUCAUCUACCUGCUCAACCCCUGUCACCUGGUCACCAUGAUGCAUAUUUUUCUUCUGGCCUGCCCUCCAUGUCCUGGAGCUGCCGUUGUCUUCAAGCUGCAGAUGCACAUGCUGAAUGGAGCUCUUCUGGCCCUGCUGUUUCCUGUGGUAAAUACCCGGCUGCUCCCCUUUGAAUUGGAAAUUUACUACAUUCAGCAUGCUAUGCUCUACGUGGUGCCCAUCUACCUGCUUUGGAAAGGAGGUACUUACACCCCAGAGCCCCUCAGCAGUUUCCGGUGGGCCCUUCUCUCAACUGGCCUCAUGUUCUUUUAUCACUUCAGCGUCUUGCAGAUCCUGGGCCUGGUCACCGAAGUGAAUUUGAACAACAUGCUGUGUCCGGCCAUCUCAGACCCAUUCUACGGCCCCUGGUACCGCAUCUGGGCCUCGGGACACCAGACUCUCAUGACCAUGACCCACGGGAAGCUGGUCAUCCUGUUCUCAUACAUGGCUGGGCCUUUGUGUAAAUAUCUGCUGGAUUUGCUCCGGCUUCCAGCCAAGAAAAUAGACUGAAGGUGCUUGAUUUUUUUUUUCCUUUUCUUUUUUUUUCCUCCCUGAGGAAACAAGUCCUGACUUGACUUGGAGAACACCCAGUUCCUGCUGAAAUCAUGGGAGAUGGCAGUAGGAAUUUGGUGUAUUCCUUUUUUCCCUCUCUCCCUGUCUUCCACCGCUCUUCCUUCCCCAGCUCUUCCCCCCAGGACAUCUCCUGGAGCCUGGGGUGGUGCGCUGAGGGUGGGCGUCUUCCUCCUCCCUUCUGGCUCUCUCUCCCUGCUCCUAGUGGCCUUAUGUGGGGAGACAGUAGUCAGUGGCUUUCACUCCACUUGUUGGUGCUUUUACAACAGCUGGUUGAGGAGCGGGAACAACAAGCAGUAGUUGUUUGGCCAUCGUGAUUGGAUGUGUUUCAUUUCUCCACUGCCAGGUACCUCCAGGCUUAUGCUGGGGUCCCCUUUUGUUUCCAGUGCAGCCCCCACCGUAAGGGGACUAAGGCCUUGUUUCUAUACCAGUGGCAAGCCGAGAGCCAAAGGAUUUCCCAGCUCACGGCCAAAAUAGAAACAGCCAGAUUCUUCCCACUGGUGUCCCAUGACUCAAAGCAAGCAGCCAGCCAGCCACCCCUCCAGGAUGCCGCCUCCUCCAGGAUGCUGCCUGCAGUGGGAGGUGGGGGCACUCCCCAGCCCAAUGGCUAAAUCCCACUGAAGGGGGUGGAGAGCUGUUGCUGUGGCAAGUCCAAAGUGAACCAGGUUAAAUAUCCACAGCUAAUACCAGGUGGGACCCUGGGUAAAUUCUGCCUCUGAGAGCUGAAAACUGACCCAUAUCCCAACCAGAAGUGAGCCUAGAAAUUAAUCAACAGAACUGGUAACUUGAGAUAACUAUGAUUUGAAUCGUAUGCUUCAUUUUAGUUCACUGUUGAUAACAGAUGCCAUUGUAAGCACCCCCUAAAAGCUCUCUCUCUCUUUCUUUUUUAAAGGCAGCUUCAGAGAAGGAUGAGCUAGAAUUGCGUUUUUUGCUUUUUGGUUUUGAUUUGUUCGAUUGUUCUGUGAUGCUUGAGUCUGGAGAAUUGUGCAUCAGGGCCUGGUGGUGCUCCUGUUGAUCUGCUUCAUGGUAUUACAGUUUAUGUCAGCGUUCUGAGUGUGGGGAGAUACAGAUCUGCUCGUGGUGUUUCCCUAGGGCCUGGUGGCCGUCACUGUAGCCAGACUCAGUGUUGAGUUGUAUCACCUGAGGGCCAUCACACACUCCCCAAGUCUGGGUUGAAAGGGAGGUACCAAGGAAUUAGGUCCCCAUGGAUGGGAGUUCAAGUACUCUGAAAGGAAGACCUUUUGUUGAAAGACUUGAGCAUGGUUGUGCAUGACCUCAAGAAGGGAGGUGAUCGCUGGGCCUUCGCUGACUCCUUUUUGGCCCUUACUAAGAACAGAAAGGGGGAUUCAGCAACUUCCUCUGACAGGCUUCCCCUCCGUCUCCCUCCCUAGGCAGGCAGGUUCCCCUGGGCUGGUUCCAGUGUUGGAGCUGUUACUGUAUUAGACCUAGAUUGUGCCAGGGACUCAGUGGUCGUGAUUUUAUCAGAUGGACCUACAGGAGAGAGCAGAGUGAGAGAGAGGCUCUCUGAACAAGGGACCACCCUUUUGCAGAGGCCUGCUGGCAAGUAGGUGAUCAAAUCCCCAGGGUGUGGGAGAAUGGGAGGGAGAACAUCGAGUCCUUUUACAUCCCAGGAGCUCCUCAUGGUGGGUGAUCUUCAUUUCUGCCAUCUUCGUGGACUUGGCCACAUUUUUCUUAGUGCCUCUCACCCUCGGGUUGCCUGCCUAGAAGAGGCACCUCUUGAAUGGCUGGAUUCACCCUGCCUGCCAUCAAACUGCUGUGUGUAGGAAUGAUGAGGAAAUGUGCAAGGCCUCAGUGCCCCUUUGUCUCUCUACAAAAAGAAAUGAUGGGAAGAGCCCCCAGGGGCCUGUUCUGCCCCCUACCAAAUACAGAGGCUCUGCAGGCAGGUACACGGUGAGCCCCUCAGCUGGGGUCCAGCAGCCAGGCAGGUAGGCGCUCAGCUUCGGAAUGCCACCAUGACCUCACAGCUGCACUGUUCCUUCUCUUUGUCUCUGUGACAUGGCACAGGUUGCCAGGCAGCCCGAGCUUUCCCCACACUGGCAUGCCUCUAAAAGCUUGCCUUUGCCCAGGCUACAGCUUGGUGCCCCAUUCUGGGCAGCACAUUCUACUGCUUGGAAGGAAAGAAGAAAAUGAAAGCCACUUGCCAUUCAUGACCCCGCUGGAGACAGACACACCUGUCAGGGGAAGGGGAGAUGCAGACUGGCUCAGAAACGUGGAGGGAGAAGGAACAUAGUGAACCAAGUCCACAGGCACCACAGGGAGGCAUGAACUGUAUUUGAGGUUGGGGAGUGGCAGGCAUCCAAACUGAUCUCAGCCUAGGCCAGGCCCGUAGAGAGGUAGCUUGGCCAGACCCGUGGCAGCCCGCCUUGAAGGGAGGUCCCUGUGCCAGUGGGCCCGGGCUUCCCACUCCUCCCCAGGGCUUUCCUGUCAGUGCCAAGGAGGUUCCCCCACCACACUGGCCAAGUUUCCAUACACCAUUUGCCAGCGUGUGGGAGCUCAGUGUGUGUCUGAGAGAGUGUUUGUAGAAGUGGAUGGUUUCUCCUCAAACCCCCAGACAGCACUGGCCAAGGAUCUGGGCCAGUGAGAACAGUUUGUUGAGCUGGCCAGCUCGGGGCAUCAGGAGAGAGAGACAGUCGCAGCUGCUUGCAGCCGCAUGCCUUUCCCAGGAGUUUGGUUCUGCACACCAAAGAUGAUCAGGCCCACCUUCCCAGAGGCCCAGCGGUGGGUUCCUCUGUCUGCUUGCUAGGAAGCCAUGGACUCAGUCUCGCCAAGUCGACAUUCUCCCUUUCUCCUUGGACUUUUCAGCACUCACAGAAGCUGUGUGUAGCGUGGUUGCGCUGAGGGAGGCACCGGCACGCUUUCACCACCUGGUCCCUCAAGCCUGGCAGUUGGAGCAUCGCUUCCUGCUGCAGCCUCUGUAGGGGGAUGGCCACCUGCUCUCAUUGGAGAUGCAGUGUUUGGUUGCCAGCAGGCCUCUGUGUGCCCUGGGAGUGAGCUAGGUGGCUGGGUGGCAGAAGGCCCUCCCCCUGCCCGGGAUUUCUGGAGUCAUCCUUCCUGUUUGGAAGACUGAAGGGGAAGUGGGGGAGGAGAACUGAAGGGUUGCGCGUGGCACGGUAGGACAAGAGGCCGGUGCUGGUUUGGGGAAAUCGGGAGCAGGCACAAGGGAGGGUGCUCCUCAGGCCCCUGCAUGCCCCUGGGCAAGGUCCCAGGUGAGGGCGGCCUCCCCGCUGGGCACCCUGCUCCGCUCUGCUCUGCCCUCUUGGAGGGGAGAGAGUCCAUGUGGGGGAGUGAGCCUUCCUUUUCUGUAUAUAGAGUGAGCCAAUGUGUGCUCAGGAAAACUAGUCGCUUGUUGUUGCUCUCAUGUGUGACAUUUUUAUACACUGGUUUGCUCCUGUGGCACAAAAACAAAAGUCAUUUCAAACAAAGCUGUUUUGGAAACUUGCUUCUUUUGGUGUCAGUUUUGUAUUACAUUUUAAAGGAUUCUUUAUAUAUUGGUAUCCUUGUGGUAGAGAGAAUAAGAUAGUCUAGUCUGUAAUUAUUUCUGCGGGGAAAUUGGCAGAUGCCUCUGUCCCUCUUCACCUCCUCCCCCUAUCCUUCCUCAUUCCCGAGGGAGGAUUUCUAUGCACUGGGCAGACCCCUCCCUGUCCCUGUUCGCCCCAUGCCCGUGGCUCUCUGUAGAGAUCAGUCUUUAUAAUCCCCCUAAACAGCAGCAGGGCAGGUAUUUUUGCCAAGUCAGUUUUUGGGUAUUCUAUGCCCUCACCAGUUUGCCCACCUCUUGGGGCAUUUUGUAAGGUGUUUUCUCUGUUUUGUAAAACUUUUUGAUUGUGCUGAAAUGGUUUCUGCAGUCACGUUUGGAAAUAAAUAGUCAUUCAUUUGUAUACUUAGCAUUUUGAAUUUGAGUCUUAGGUGUUUCUUUGUUGACGAUCCCUGAAUAAAAAGAAACCCUCACCAUGGGACUUGCUGUUAAAA
Messenger RNA from Manis pentadactyla (Chinese pangolin), 5368 nucleotides. RefSeq names its product transmembrane protein 164 (gene TMEM164). The transcript is spliced from 7 exons. The coding region runs from base 428 to 1321 and encodes 297 amino acids. Lineage: Eukaryota; Metazoa; Chordata; Mammalia; Pholidota; Manidae. The record is from RefSeq and is a predicted model, not a curated record.